AAACCUGAAUACCUGGUCAUACCAUUCCAAAAUUUCCAAAUCCAAUAUCAAGUCCAAUUAACGGAACAUAAAAAAGUUGUACACCCAUCACUUUCUCUCCCCUCUUUACGUCACUUUUCACAGUAAUCCCCUGCCGCCGCCUUUCGGAAGAGAGUUCUGUGAGCCAAUCUGGUUUGAAAUUGUUGAUUAAUUAUCUCCGAAAUGACUUGUGAGAGUCUUAACCCACCUGAGGGUGAUAAAGAACCAUUUGAGGAGGUUGAUCCCACUGGCCGGUUUGGCCGUUAUCCUGACCUUCUUGGAGCUGGAGCUGUGAAGAAAGUGUAUCGAGCUUUUGACCAGGAGGAAGGAAUCGAGGUUGCUUGGAACCAGGUGAAGCUGAGGAAUUUCAGCCAAGAUCCAUCAGUAAUUGAUCGAUUAGUUAAGGAAGUUCAGCUGCUGAGCGAUCUGAGGAACAACUUUAUCAUCACUCUAUAUCAUGUUUGGAGAGAUGUUGAACAUAACACUCUGAAUUUCAUUACCGAGAUUUGCACCUCAGGAAACCUGAGAGACUACAGAAAGAGGCAUCGUCAUGUGUCGAUCAGAGCUUUGAAGAAAUGGUCAAAGCAGGUGCUCAAGGGUUUGGAUUAUCUGCAUACACUUGAACCUUGUGUUAUUCACAGGGACCUUAAUUGCAGCAACAUUUUCAUAAAUGGGAAUGUUGGCGAGGUGAAAAUCGGUGACUUUGGAUUGGCAGCAAUAGUAGGAAAGAGCCAUGUAGCACACUCAAUACUGGGGACGCCAGAGUACAUGGCACCAGAACUUUAUGAAGAAGACUACACAGAAGUUGUGGACAUAUAUUCAUUUGGGAUGUGUUUGCUAGAGAUGGUAACUAUGGAAAUCCCUUAUUGCGAGUGUGAUAGCGUUGCCAAGAUAUACAAGAAGGUGACUUCUGGGAUUAAACCAGAGUCUUUUGACAAGGUGAAUGAUCCAGAAGUGAAGGAGUUCAUUGAUAAGUGCAUCGCCAAGCCUAGGGAAAGGCCCUCUGCCUCUGAGCUUCUUAAGGACCCUUUUUUCGCAGAAAUAGAUGAUGAUGAUGACAAUAACAACAGCUCGUCAUGAUGGGAUUACUUAGUUGAUCGAUCAAGUCAUUGAUGAAGCAUGUAUAUAAAGCUAAAGUUGUGUCACAAUCUGUGGAUUGAUGAUCAAUAAUGUUAUUUGUUUAUGUAUACAGCUACUAAUCAAGAUAUGAUUUUGAACAAGAUUUGAAUAGAGAAUCGCAUUUUUCUGAA
Messenger RNA from Spinacia oleracea (spinach), 1268 nucleotides. RefSeq names its product probable serine/threonine-protein kinase WNK11. The record is from RefSeq and is a predicted model, not a curated record. The coding region runs from base 202 to 1098 and encodes 298 amino acids. Lineage: Eukaryota; Viridiplantae; Streptophyta; Magnoliopsida; Caryophyllales; Amaranthaceae. Gene Ontology annotation, molecular function: protein kinase activity; ATP binding. The transcript has 3 exons. Gene Ontology annotation, biological process: protein phosphorylation.